UCCUAGUUACGCCAUUCUCAAAUACACAAACAAUAAUCCAAAUAGCCUUAAAACCCAAAUCUACUCAAUGGGGAGCAUGAAGAAGCAAUGGCAUCAAUUUGUUUGUGCUUUAUCAUUUUUCUUGAUUGCAUCUUGCACAAUGGCAUAUACAACCGAUUCCUAUAAAUCACCAGUUCCAACAUAUAACAAAGUACCAAGCCUAGUACCAGUUUCAAAAGACAAUUACGAAACGCCACAAGUGUUCAAGAACGAUUACAAGGUACCCUCAGUGCCUAAACAGGAAUACAAGGCACAAUCUUUGCCAAAGGAUAACUACUACACGAAGCCAUCAGUUCCAAAAGAUAACUACAAGAAGGUGACAUCUGUUCCAAAAGAUAACUACUACAAGGCACCCUCAGUGCCUAAGCCAGAAUACAAGGUGCCAUCUUUGCGAAAGAAUGACUACUAUACGAAACCAUCUGUUCCAGAAUAUAACUACAAGAAGGUGCCAUCUGUUCUAAAAGAUAAUUACUACAAGGCACCCACAGUGUCAAAGCCGGAAUACAAGGCACCAUCUUUGCCAAAGAAUGACUACAACGAGAAACCAUCAGCUCCAAAAGAUAACUAUUAUAAGGCACCCUCAACGCCUAAACAGGAAUACAAGGUGCCAUCUGUACCAAAGAAUGAUUACUACAAAAAGCCAUCAGUUCCAAAGAAUAACUACAAGGUGCCAUCUGUUCCAAAGGAUAACUACUAUAAGGUACCCUCAGUGCCUAAACCGGAAUAUCAAAUGCCAUCUGUACCAAAGAAUGACUACUACAAAAAAUCAUCAGUUCCAAAGAAUGACUACUACAAAAAAUCAUCAGUUCCAAAGAAUGACUAUUAUAAAAAGCCAUCAGUUCCAAAAACUGACUAUUACAAGGUAACCUCAAUACCUAAACAAGAAUACAAAGUGCCAACUUUACCAAAAAAUGACUACUACAAGAAACCUUCAGUUUCUCCUCCACCGCCGUACUACUAUAAUUCACCCCCUCCCCCUUCACCAUCACCACCACCUCCUUACUCUUACCAAUCAUCUUCAACUCCUUCUCCAUCACCACCUCCUCCAUAUUAUUAAAUUUCCAUAUGUUCAACAUGUUUGGAGAAGGCCAUUUUGCCAACACAACAUAAUCUCAAAGGUCUUGAGUUGAAGGCAUGAUAUCAAAAAAAAAAAUUAAUUCUUAAUUUGUUAUUUCUUUCUUGUCAUUAUUCGAGUGGCAAUUGUUUUGUCAUUUAAAUUGUAUUUUGAAUGUUAGUUUCCAGAGAAUUGUUUCAGUUGAAUACAAGUUCCUUUUAUUGAUCUA
Nicotiana attenuata is the source of this 1322-nucleotide messenger RNA. RefSeq names its product extensin-2-like. Bases 68 to 1096 code for a protein of 342 amino acids. Lineage: Eukaryota; Viridiplantae; Streptophyta; Magnoliopsida; Solanales; Solanaceae. The record is from RefSeq and is a predicted model, not a curated record. The transcript has a single exon.